This is a messenger RNA of Dothidotthia symphoricarpi CBS 119687, 565 nucleotides long. RefSeq lists its product as uncharacterized. The record is from RefSeq and is a predicted model, not a curated record. Lineage: Eukaryota; Fungi; Ascomycota; Dothideomycetes; Pleosporales; Dothidotthiaceae. Bases 29 to 565 code for a protein of 178 amino acids. The transcript is spliced from 2 exons.
GAUUCACGUAAACCACUCUACCUCCACAAUGCACGACGACCACCCCCACCCCCUCCUCUCCCAAGUCCCCCUCGCAGUAUCCCCCUUCAUCUCGCUCCCCACCGCCGUGCCCCUCCCCUACUCCUACAAAACCCUCCCAUCGACACUCCCGCCCUCUAUCCUGCAGCCCCCGCAAAGCCAAACCCAGGACCAAAACCAAACACCCGCAUACGUCGUCUCCUCAACAGGCACAACCGCCACGCCAGACCAGAUUCUGCAUUCUUGCGUCGCGCUGCAGAAACAUCUAGCGGAGAUACGGGAUGGGGCCGCGAGGGUGUGGGGGGAGUGGGUGGAGAGGAGGGGCAGGGAGGAACUGGUGGAGAGGAGGAGGGUCGCGCCGGGGUGGUUGGAUAGUGGGGUGCAUUUGAUAAGGCCGGAGGCUGUGGGGGGGAGGGAGGAGGAGGGGGAGAAGAUGGGGGGUGAGGAGGAGGGUGUAGCUGGGAGUGGGACUGGGAGUGGGAAUGGGCGGGAUACGCAGGAGGGGGAGGAACUGGAUCGCGUGUUUGGGGGGUUGGGUGUUAAGUAA